GUAUUUUGUUAAUACUAAAUGUUUGUUUAUUUUUAUACUACUCAGUUUCUUUUGGUCCAAUACUUUUCUCUUUGAAUGCAACAUAACUUAUUAUUAACAAAUAAAGUUUACUGCAAUUAUUUAUUAUUAUUAUUUAGUUUCUAUCUGAAUAAUAUUUAUAAGAGGGGUUUCUUUCGUUCCUUUUUUCUCACUUUUUAAUUAUGAGAUCGCCUUCACCAGGUGCGCGUUCACCCUCAGAAUCGCAUACAUCGUUACCAAUAAAUGAUGAAAAAUAUACUUUUCAUUCAUCGUCAAACAUGUAUUAUACAAGAACAAAUCGUUUACAAUUAGCAUUAAAUAAAAUAAAGAAGAAAAUAUAUCGUAUACCUAUGCGAAUGAAACUAUUAACUUUCUUUACUUUAAUACUACUUAGUUUUGCAAUGAUAAAAGGAUUAAUGAUAUUUACUUCUGGUGUGUCAUCAUGGAUGAAUACCAUUCCUCCUCUUAUAAUUGAAAAACAAGAUUAUUCACCAGUAAAAUAUGUAGAAAUAGACCCAAAUGCAUCAACAGAAUUACCAGAAGGAGUUUCGAUUUAUCACGUUACUAAAGAAUUCGGAGAAGCAUCAUUAAGAGGGUUAGGACAAAUGGUAACAGGAUUAUCACGAGCUCAAUCAACAAAUACAUCAAUAAUAGUUAAUGUGGUGAUGCCAUAUUAUUCAUUUUUAAGUAAAUUAUAUCGACCACACAAAUUCGCACAAUUCGUAAUUAAAGUUCGAGAUAGAAAUGGAGUAUGGAAAGAUGUUAAAUUUUUAGUUUACAGACUCUUUUGGAAUAUAAUGAACAAUGAAGAUGUAUUAGCAAAUAAUUCAAAAGAAAAUCCAUCUCAUAUAAUCAGUGUAUUUAUGAUUGGGCCAGCAUCAAAUGUUGUACCAUUAAAUCAAGCAUUUAAAGCGCCAAACAGAGCAAAAAUUUAUAGUACCAAAUCAGAUUUACCACUCGAAUGGAUGGACUUAUAUUUUUGCAAAGCUGCCGCCGAAUUUAUUACUUAUAGAAAUAUAAUGAUUGAUACUCCAUUAUUCGCUAAAAGUGACACGAGAGGCGUUGAUAUUGUACAUAUUCAUGGUUCAUCUAAUGCACUCACAAUAGAAUUUCUUAAAAAAUUUCAUAAAAGUGGGAAACUUGGAAAGAAAAUUCCUGCUAUAAUUUAUACAAUUCAUGAUUAUUUAGAGGAACAACUUUAUUCUAAUGAUAUAAUUAACAUACAAAAAUUCAUUGAAUUUGAUAAAUUUCAACAAGAUAAACCCCAAUAUUUUUAUAAUAAUCGUAUGUAUAUGUCAGGUUACGCUAUAGAUAACUCACAAAUAGUAACAUUUGUAUCAAAAACUUUAGCAAAAGAAAUGAUUGAAGGUCCAAUGGAAUUUCCGUUUAGAGAAUUAAUUAUGCCAAAUAUAUUGAAUAAAGCAAAAUUAGGACAAUGGUUUGGGAUAACAAGCGGAAUAGAUUUUACUGCAUAUAAUCCAUUUAAUGAUACAAUGUUAGUUGAAAGUAAUGCUAAUUUUCCAAAAAAUAUUUAUAAUUUUGAUCCAGUCCUUUUGUACGCAGAAUCAAUUGAGGGAGCAUCACAAGAAUUAGUUGCAACAUCAAAACAAAGUGCAAAAGCCUAUUUAAUUAGAGAAGGUUUAUUAAAUAAAGAGGAUUUAAUUAGACCCUUAAUAUUAUAUAUUGGAAGAUUUGAGUAUAGUAAAGGAUUACAAUUCUUUAAUGUUGCAGUUGAAUUGUUUGUGAAAAUGGAUGCGAAGUUUAUUAUAAUGGGGCAAAAAAAUAAUUAUCCUUCAGAAAAGUUAAAAAGAUUAUCAGCCAAUUCACCUGAUAAUAUUAUUUAUAUAGAUGAUUUAGAAUUUCAGAAAGAUUGGGAUGUAAUAUAUAGAGCUGCUUCAGAUAUAUUAUUUAUUCCAAGCUUAACUGAAAGUUCUGGAUCAGUUGCAGCUGAAGGUUUAUUAUUUGGGAUGCCUAUCAUUAGCACAGGUGUUGGCGGUUUAAAAGAAUUCCUGGUUAAUAAAACUGAAAAUGAUAACAAAGCUGAUUAUAAUUCUUAUUUAUUUGAAUUGGUUGAUGAUCUAAUUAUUAGUUUAUCUUUUGAUAAUAUGAAAUUGGCUAUAAUAGAGGCUAUUAAUGAUUGGAAAAGAAUGAAUGCUGAUAUAAGAGAAAAAGAAAUUUUUUUAAGAAAAUUAAUUAAAGAUGCUUUUAAAUUAAGUUGGAAUCGUCCUGAAGGACCUGUUGAACAUUAUUUAAAAAUUUAUAAAAUGGCUAUGUUACAAAUUCAUGAUAAAUUAGAAGAAGAAUUAUGGUUGGAUUAUGAUAAUAAUGACUAUAUAUUUGAUGAUUAAACGUUUUGAUGAUAAUAAAAAAAAGAAAAGAAGAA
This is a messenger RNA of Rhizophagus irregularis DAOM 181602=DAOM 197198, 2401 nucleotides long. RefSeq lists its product as uncharacterized. NCBI's taxonomy places the organism in Eukaryota, Fungi, Glomeromycota, Glomeromycetes, Glomerales, Glomeraceae. The record is from RefSeq and is a predicted model, not a curated record. Gene Ontology annotation, molecular function: glycosyltransferase activity.